Molecule: messenger RNA, 1185 nt
Organism: Zingiber officinale
Lineage: Eukaryota; Viridiplantae; Streptophyta; Magnoliopsida; Zingiberales; Zingiberaceae
Product: ELMO domain-containing protein A-like
Exons: 9
Coding region: 257-1072 (271 amino acids)
Source: RefSeq, a predicted model, not a curated record
UUCAGUGAGGGGUUUUGUCGUGUCGAGGAAAGCCGACGACAAGGCGACGAAUCCAAUCUCCGACACAGCCACGGAAACAGACGCGGAAACAGCCUUAGCUUCCUCCUGCAACUCUUCCACCGCCCCUCAUUUUUCUUUAACUAUUUACUCUCCUCCGUCUUCCGCCACUCUCGCUCCGCUCCCAAAUCCCAUUUGAUCCUCUUCUCCUCCAUCUCUCCUCACCCAGUUACUCCAGAGGAGGUAGCAGGAGGGAGACAUGAGCAUCGAGAGGAACCACGGGGGCUGCAUGGCUGUCGGAUCGCUGCCGCCGCCCUCCAUCUUCAAGUGCGCUCACAGCGCUCCCGCUGCCAAUGCCGAUGAUCAGACAUGUGGUUCACCAAGAUGGAUCGGGAAAGGACUAUCUUGUGUUUGUAUGAAACGCAAAGGAACUUAUGAGCGCAUCUGCAUGAAUCUAACUCCUUUGCAGGAAGAAAGACUUCAAAGACUGAAGCACCGUGUGAAUGUUUAUUUUGAUGGUUCAAGACGAGAUCAUCAGGAAGCUCUCAGGGCUCUUUGGCAUGCAACAUACCCCAAUAAGGAACUCAGUGGUUUGGUAUCUGACCAAUGGAAGGAUAUGGGUUGGCAAGGGAGGGAUCCAUCUACUGAUUUUCGUAGGGGUGCUGGGUUUAUUUCAUUGGAGAAUCUGCUGUUCUUUGCAAAAACAUUCUCUAAUUCCUUCCAAACGUUGCUAAACAAGCAAUUCGGGAAACGGUCUACCUGGGAAUAUCCUUUUGCAGUGGCUGGCGUCAAUAUCACUUUCAUGAUUAUACAAAUGCUAGAUUUGCAAUCUACAAAGGCCAGGACAUUCGUCAGAGCCGUCUUUGUCCAAAUGCUGUCUGAGGAUGAAUGGGCGUUCGAUUUGCUCUACUGUGUAGCCUUCAUGUUGAUGGACAAGCAAUGGCUACAAAGAAAUGCUUCCUACAUGGAAUUCAAUGAGGUUCUGAAGUCGACUCGAGGGCAGCUGGAGAGGGAGCUCAUGAUGGACGAUGUAAUUAGGAUAGAAGACAUGCCAUCAUAUAACCUUCUCGGAUGACUGCUGAAUUGUAAAUUAUGCCUUCUUUUCCUGCUCGAUCCAUGUUUUUUACUCACUGCUGGUAUUGUUUUCAAGCAUGGAAUCGCAUGACAUCUCUGGGUUAAAGCGAAAAA